This is a messenger RNA of Oryza sativa Japonica Group (Japanese rice), 2283 nucleotides long. RefSeq names its product early light-induced protein 1, chloroplastic. Lineage: Eukaryota; Viridiplantae; Streptophyta; Magnoliopsida; Poales; Poaceae. The record is from RefSeq and is a predicted model, not a curated record.
CCUUUUAAAUCAUAAAAGUGCAUAUGGACAUUACAAGUUAUUGCAGAUAUCUAGCUAGAACAAAAGACAUGCAUGACAUCGGUAAUAUGGAGCACCAACUAACGUGUGGGACGCUAAAACUAGUGACGAAUGCCUGCAGGUUGGGGGUAUAGUGGCCUUGUAGUGAGCUAUUUGGCCAUUCUUGUGAGUCGAUAUCGCACGUCAUUGUAAAGUUGUUCAUUGAUGCUUCUCAUCUACGAAGAAAAUAAGAGAAAAGAAAAAUAAAGUGCUAGUUGUGCAGCCUCAUUGGAAAAAGGAUAGAUAAAGUGAUGGAAGUCUAUCUAUUAUGUUAUCCACUGCUUGUCUACUUGGCUCGAUGACAUGGGCAAGAAUUAUAUACAGCUAAUUUAUAUAUUUUUCAUGUGCCCUUAUUUAGCCCUAACAAUGUAUCUCACUGAAGCUAGCUCAAGCUAAAGCUAGUGGAUUACCAAUUGCCUAAGCUCUCGUCCUGGAAUUGUUUAAAGAUUCAUCCAUUUCUAACUUUGGAAAAAGUACGAAUUACCCCCGGAACUAUCGCGGUUAUCCGAGUUACCCCCUGAACCCAAAAACUAGACAUUAUUCACCCUCAACUUUCAACACCGGAUAAAUUACCCCCCUCAACCCAAUCCAGACCGGUUUUGUCCUACGUGGCGUACACGUGGUAGUCCAGUCAGCAUUUUAUUUAUUAAAAAUAUGGGACCCACCUGUCAUACUCCCCUCCCUCUCUCUCUCUCCUCUCUCUCCUCUCACACUCUUCCUCUCGCUUUCUCGCCGGUCGGCGCGACUCGGCGGCAGGCUGGGGACGCAGCGACGACGGCGGGGGACGAGGAGGCGGCGGCGGCCACGGCCACGACGAGCAGCCGCCCCUCGGUGCGGGGAUGGAUGGAGGCGGGUGUGGGCGGCGGCUCGGGACGCGGAGACGGAGGCGGCGGCGGCCACGACGAGCAGCCACCCCCUCGGCGCGGAACCCCUCGUCUUCCACGUCGCCGCCUCCUCCUCCCUCGCCGACGUGGCCGCCGCCGCUGCCACCACCACCACCACUCCCCACCUCGCCGCGUGCCCUCGUGACCUCCUCCUUGAUCCCCCGCCUAUUUAUACUCGUCUCGUCACCCGCCUCAUCAUCAACAGCAGCAGCAUCAAAAGAAGAAAAAGAAAAAAGAGUGAUCUAACUAGCUCGCCUGAGUUCAUCUGCUAUGUAAUUUGAGUUAUUAGCAACAAUGGCGGCUGCUACCAUGGCGCUGAGCUCCUCCUUCGCCGCUGCCGCCGCUGGUGGCGCGCCAUGGCGUGGUGUCGUCGGCGCCGGCCGCGCCGCGGUUGGCUUCCCGCCUCGCCGGCGUGCUGUCGCGCUCGUCGUUAGGGCCCAAACCGAGCCGGAUGUGGAGCCGACGAAGGAGGAGACGACCACAUCGUCGACCCCGACCCCGACUCCGAGCCCCGCGGCGGCGGCGCCCAAGGCGAAGCCGGCGGCGAGCACGGGGCUGUGGGACGUGCUGGCGUUCAGCGGGCCGGCGCCGGAGCCGAUCAACGGGCGGCUGGCGAUGGUGGGGUUCGUGUCGGCGCUCGCCGUGGAGGCGUCGCGCAGCGGCGAGCUCCUGGAGGAGGCCAGCAGCGGGGGCGGGCUCGCGUGGUUCGCCGCUACCGCCGCCGUUCGUCCAUCCCGCCCGCCGCGCCGCCGCUUCCGCGUCCCCCGCCGCCGCUGCCUCUGUCCGACUCCGCGCGCGAGGGGGCGGCUGCUCGUCGUGGCCGCCGCCGCCGCCUCCGUCUCUGCGUCCCGCGCCGCCGCCCGCAACCGCCUCCAUCUGUCCCCGCGCCGAGGGGUGCCUGCUCGUCGUGGCCGCGGCCGACACCGCCGCCUCGUCCCCCGCCGCCGCAGCCGCCGCGUCCGUGUCACCCGCUGCCGCCUCCGCCGCCGCAUCCCCCGUCUGCGCCGCCAGCGAUAAAGCGAAAGGAAGAGUGAGAGAGAGAGAGUGAGAGAGAGAAGAGAGAGGAAGAGAGAGGGGAGUAUGACAUGUGGGUCCCACAUUUUUUUAAUAAAUAAAAUGCUGACUGGACUGCCACGCGUACGCCACGUGGGGCAAAACCGCUUAGGAUUGGGUCGAGGGGGGUAAUUUGUCCGGUAUUAAAAGUUGAGGGUGAAGGAUGUUUGGUUUUCGGGUUUAGGGUGGUAAUUCGGACGACCACGAUAGUUCGGGAGGUAAUUCGUACUUUUUCUUCUACUUUUAUUCCAAAUCAAAGAGAGAAUCUAUCUAUCGGUUAAUAUGAAAA